This is a messenger RNA of Nerophis lumbriciformis (worm pipefish), 2265 nucleotides long. RefSeq lists its product as uncharacterized. NCBI's taxonomy places the organism in Eukaryota, Metazoa, Chordata, Actinopteri, Syngnathiformes, Syngnathidae. The record is from RefSeq and is a predicted model, not a curated record.
AUGGCUCUCGAUGUGUGUUACCAAGUGUUGAGGAGAGCGAGAGGAGAGAGAAAGCAGGAGGGCAGUCCGUGCACAAGCAAGCCGUCGAGGGCAGGAGAGAAGCGACAAGAUCCGUGUCCAGGCGAGGGUCGAGGAUCGAGGAAGGCAGUCCAAAUCCGCAAGAGAACAACGGUAGAUCACAAUGGACUAAAGGGGCAAGGCGAGAAGGCAGUCCGUGGGCAGGCAAGCGGUCGGGGGCUGGAGAGAAGCAACGAGGUCCGUGUCCAAGAAGGAGUCAAGGAUCGAGGGAGGCAGUCCGGAAUCCAGAGGGGAGUCGAGGCACACAGCUCGAUCACGGGAAACAGGGGAAGCACUGCGGGGGACACAAAGGACAUAAGACACGGGAACAGGGAAGGCACAGAGAGAGAACAAGUACACGGAAGGGAAGCCAGAGACUGGAUGCUUACUACGAGAGUGAACUACGUUCCGUCACUGGAUCUUCAGGUCCGCUGGUCUUUAUGCUGUCUGUCUUCGUUAGUCCCAGGUGUGCUGACUGGUGAUUGCUUGCAGCUUGCGACCGGAGCGAGUCCCGGCACGCUUCUAGAGGAGGUGCCGGCACAGUUUGCAACAGAAUACAUGCGGGAUUGCGCAAGCGCCGUGACAUCUCUACCAUAUAUGGACAAUCCACUGAGGUCACCAAUGGGGCAAAUUCCAAACAGCUCGUUUCCUGGAAGUGUGACGGAGGGCAAGAUUGAUUUAACAAAUAAACAACAGCAGCAUCAAGCGGUGAGAGGUGCGUUGGUGGAUGGAGCGAAAACGGCGUGAUGGGAGGAGCUCACAGGCCUCCAAACUUGCAGCCCGAGACCAUCAUCACUUUGGAAAUGACAGUGGAGGUGAUACCGUGCUGUUAUGGGGCCGCAGGGUGGGCCGUGAGCGAGGCCCGUCUUCAGCCAGGAUGGAUGGGCUUCUCUCUGCGGACUAAAUUAAUACUGGGAUUGCUUUUGGAGCUCCUAAGGAGCUAAUCAGACGCAAGUUAUCUGAAGAGCCUGAGGGCUAGGCUGGCAGGAAGCAGGUGCUUCACGAAAACUCUCAGCGCAACGUUCCCGAGUUGGACACAGCGGUGCAGUUAGUCAUCGAUGAAACCCUUGCAAUUUCUAAACCGUCGUAAACAAAGCCGACUAAACACACUUUAAAUAUAUAACCAGAGUCUGCCAUCAGGAUUCACAUAUUAUUUACUGGAAAAUUUUGUGAAAUUGUCGUUAGUAAAACAUCUAACAUCCGGCAAUAGUCCCCUUAUGCAUACAUAUAGGGUGUGCCAAAUUGUUCUCCAAAACAUGACUGAGUGGUUACAUGUCUCAGGCAUGCUUUGUCUUAAAUAUUCCGAUAAAAUAUUCAAACUGGUAAUGAUUUGAUAACCCAUUUCAUCAGUGUUUAAUACGCACACAGUGCAAACAGAUAUUAGGUGACACCUAUUACGAUUACGCAUGCCCCUCCUGGUACCCUAGCACCUCCAAAACCCUCAAAUCUAGACUCCAAACAUCCCAGAACAAGCUAGUCAGAUUACUUCUAGACCUCCACCCCAGAUCCCACCUCACUCCUACCCACUUCUCUAAAGUGGGCUGGCUCAGGGUGGAGGACAGAGUAAAACAACUUGCACUGAGCCUAGUCUAUAAAAUCCGCUGCACCUCCCUGAUACCGAAGUACAUGUCAAACUACUUCCAUAACCACGACACCAGGGGGAGCUCCACUAACCACGUUAAACCCAGAUUCAGAUCUAACAAAGGUCUUAACUCAUUAUCUUUCUAUGCCACAUCAAUGUGGAAUGCGCUCCCAACAGGUGUAAAAGAAAGGGCAUCUCUAUCCUCCUUCAAAACCGCAAUAAAAGUUCACCUCCAGGCAACUUCAACCCUAAACUAACACCCUCCCCGGAUUGUUAAUAAUCAAAUGUAAACAAUCAAAUGCAGACAUUUUUCUUAUGUCUUCUGAUCUCUCUCUAUGUCCACUACUUGCUGUACAUAUUCUACCAAGUCAGACCUACACUGUUUCAAUAUCCAUUUCUCUGUUCUCAAUUGUUGAUGACUGAUGAUAACAACCAGGCCCGGCCCUAACCAAUCUGGCGCCCUAGGCAAGAUUUUAGGUGGCGCCCCCCCACAUCGGCAGUGAAGUGUAUAUACUCACAAGAACCCGAAUAGCUUUGUCUUUGACCUUUUUUUUUACUUACAACUAUACCUAAUAUAUAAAGGGGUGGAAAAGUGACUAUUACCUGCAGGGCAAACAUUAGCUAAC